Hippocampus zosterae (dwarf seahorse) is the source of this 1206-nucleotide messenger RNA. RefSeq names its product histidine-rich glycoprotein-like. Bases 24 to 1103 code for a protein of 359 amino acids. The record is from RefSeq and is a predicted model, not a curated record. NCBI's taxonomy places the organism in Eukaryota, Metazoa, Chordata, Actinopteri, Syngnathiformes, Syngnathidae. The transcript is spliced from 2 exons.
ACCACAAUAGUGCCAACCACAGCAUGAGCGCUGACUACCCCAACCACAGCAUGAGCGGCGACCACCACCCCAGCCACAACGUGAGCGCAAACCACAGCAUGGGCGCCGACUACCCCAGCCACAGCAUGAGCGCCGACUACCCCAACCACAGCAUGAGCGCCGACCACAACGAUGGUGCCAACCACAGCAUGAGCGCCGACUACCCCAGCCACAGCAUGAGUGCCGACCACAACGUGAGCGCCAACAACAGCAUGAGCGCCGACUACCCCAGCCACAGCAUGAGCGGCGACCACCACCCCAGCCACAACGUGAGCGCAAACCACAGCAUGGGCGCCGACUACCCCAGCCACAGCAUGAGCGCCGACUACCCCAACCACAGCAUGAGCGCCGACCACAACGAUGGUGCCAACCACAGCAUGAGCGCCGACUACCCCAGCCACAGCAUGAGCGCCGACUACCCCAGCCACAACGUGAGCGCCAACAACAGCAUGAGCGCCGACUACCCCAGCCACAGCGUGAGUGCCAACCACAGCAUGAGCGCCGACUACCCCAGCCACAGCAUGAGCGCCGACCACAGCAUGAGCGCCGACCACAACGUGAGUGCCAACCACAGCAUGAGCGCCGACUACCCCAGCCACAGCAUGAGUGCCGACCACAACGUGAGCGCCAACAGCAUGAGCGCCGACUACCCCAGCCACAGCAUGAGUGCCGACCACCACCCCAGCCACAACGUGAGUGCCAACCACAGCAUGAGCGCCGACUACCCCAGCCACAGCAUGAGUGCCGACCACAACGUGAGCGCCAACAACGGCAUGAGUGCCGACCACCACCCCAACCACAGCAUGAGUGCCGACCACCACCCCAACCACAGCAUGAGCGCCGACCACAGCAUGAGCCCCGACCACGGCAUGAGCGCUGACUACCCCAGCCACAACGUGAGUGCCAGCCACAGCAUGAGUGCUGACCACCACCCCAGCCACAACGUGAGCGCCAACCACAGCAUGAGCGCCGACCACAACCAGUUGAACCACUUGAGUGAUAGUCUCAACCUGGGCUACCAGAAUGACAGCAUGGACGAUGACUUUGUGGUAAUCGACAUCUGAAGUGUACAGUUGUUUCAAUGGCCGCAAUAUGAUUUGAAAAAGACAUGCAAGUGCCCAAAUGUAAUGGCUGUCUGAGGGGAAUAAAGAAUUUAACUUGAAAUAA